This is a messenger RNA of Talpa occidentalis (Iberian mole), 4775 nucleotides long. RefSeq names its product major facilitator superfamily domain containing 13A (gene SLC68A1). The record is from RefSeq and is a predicted model, not a curated record. The transcript is spliced from 9 exons. Bases 235 to 1797 code for a protein of 520 amino acids. NCBI's taxonomy places the organism in Eukaryota, Metazoa, Chordata, Mammalia, Eulipotyphla, Talpidae.
UGAGGGGAGCAGCAGGCGCCAAUUGGGACCCUCCUCCGGUGGCUGGGGAGCAGCCGGGGAUCAAACCUACGUCGCAGAGGCUUUGGGCAGCUUCGCAACCCAGCGCUCAACCGCUGCGCCACCGGGGAGGCCCCCAUAUUGACUCUUAAGGGGAAAAUCAACCGAACAGGAUCAAGGAUGGCCAGACUACCUGUGGCCGUGAGCCCUCCUCAGUGCUCCUGGGGCUGAGCUGGGAUGGCAGCCAUGGGGUUGCGUGGGCCCCAGUCCUGGUUGUUGAGCCUGCCAACAGCCGUGGUCUAUGGCUCCCUGGCCCUCUUCAUCUCUGUCCUGCACAAUGUGUUUCUGCUCUACUACGUGGACACCUUUGUCUCGGUGUACAAAAUCAACAAAGUGGCCUUUUGGGUCGGAGAGACCGUGUUUCUCCUCUGGAACAGCCUCAACGACCCUCUCUUCGGUUGGCUGAGUGACCGUCAUUUCCUCAGCUCACAGCCCCGGUCGGGCGUUGGGCUCUCUUCGAGGGCUGUGGUGCUGACACGGGUGCGGGCACUGGGCUGGCAUGGGCCCCUGCUGGCACUGUCGUUCCUGGCAUUCUGGGUGCCCUGGGCCCCAGCUGGCCUGCAGUUCUUGUUGUGCCUGUGCCUCUAUGAUGGCUUCCUGACGCUCGUGGACCUGCACCAUCACGCCUUGCUGGCUGACCUGGCCCUCUCAGCCCACGACCGUACCCACCUCAACUUCUACUGCUCCCUCUUCAGUGCGGCUGGCUCCCUCUCUGUCUUUGCCUCCUAUGCCUUCUGGAACAAGGAGGACUUCUCUUCUUUCCGCGCCUUCUGUGUGGCACUGGCCGCUGGCUCUGGGCUGGGCUUUGUGGGGGCCACACGGCUGCUGAGGCGGCGUGUUGAGGUGGCCGGCAGGGAGCCAGGGGGCCCGGCCAUGGCUGUGGAUGGUGGCCUGUGUGGAGAGGAGCUGAUUGUAGGCCGUGAGGAGGCGGGAAGCAUCACCUUGGGCCAGUAUCUCCGGCAGCUGGCACACCACAGGAACUUCCUGUGGUUCGUGGGCAUGGACCUGGUGCAGGUCUUUCACUGCCACUUCAACAGCAACUUCUUCCCUCUCUUCCUGGAGCAUCUGUUGUCAGACCACAUCUCCCUCUCCACGGGCUCCUUCCUGUUGGGCAUCUCCUAUGUCGCUCCCCACCUCAACAACCUCUACUUCCUGCCCCUGUGCCGCCGCUGGGGUGUCUAUGCCGUGGUACGGGGUCUUUUCCUGCUCAAGUUGGGCCUGAGCCUGCUUAUGCUGUUGGCUGGCCCGGACCACCCCAGCCUGCUCUGCCUCUUCAUUGCCAGCAACCGUGUCUUCACUGAGGGCACCUGUAAGCUGUUGACGUUGGUGGUCACUGACCUGGUGGAUGAGGACCUGGUAUUGAACCACCGCAAGCAGGCAGCCUCGGCGCUCCUCUUUGGCAUGGUUGCCCUGGUGACCAAGCCAGGCCAGACCUUUGCCCCGCUGCUGGGCACCUGGCUGCUGUGCUUCUAUACAGGUCAUGAUCUCUUCCAGCAGCCCCCGCUCACUCCUGUGGGGAGUGCCCAGCCCUGGCCAGAGCCCCCGGCCCCACCCCCAGCGCAGGCCCCCACGCUCCGCCAGGGCUGCUUCUACCUGCUGGUGCUUGUGCCCAUCAUCUGUGCUCUGCUGCAGCUGUUCACCUGGUCCCAGUUCACGCUGCAUGGGAGACGCCUGCACAUGGUCAAAGCCCAGCGCCAGAACCUGUCCCAGGCCCAAACCAUGGACAUUAAGACAGUGUGAGCAGUGUGGCCAGGCAUUCUGCUGGGGACACUGCCCACAGCCCCGGGAAGGAGCCAUGUUUGCCCAUCUGGUGUCCUACUCCUCUGCCUUUCUUGGUUGCCGGCUGGAGAACAGAUGGCAGAAUGGGGGCUCUUGGGGCUAAGCCAGGAGUGUCACGGGGUCUAAGAUUCUGCUUGGCUGUGCAGUCUAGCAUGGGCAAGGGCUAGGAUGUAUGUGCUCAGGGAUCUGCCUCCAACUGUGGGGCAGGAGAAUGAAGAGGACCAAGAAAGGGAUGGACUGCUGCCGGGCAGGGAUUCCCUGUCCCAAUAUCCAUCUGGGCUGGCGCUCUGAGGGGGUGCGGCAGCCACUUUUGAUACUGCAACCGCUCCCUUCCCACCAGGGGAAGCAGAUUGGAAGUGCCACGUCACCUCCCUUCCAGUGAUUUCCCUCAGAAUUCUCUGCUUCAGCCAUGCCUGAACUAGCACGCUGCCAAUGUUAAAUGGCGCCCCCAAACCCACCCGGCCUCUGUAGGUGCAUCUCGUUGGACUGUUUAGUCAGUCAUUCUGUUCCCAUUACUGAGGUCUGUGCUGCGUGUGGGGGUGGUGGGUUGGAGAACAGGGUUCUUCACUUAAUAAGAGCAUUUCUUCCAAAGGUUAGGAGGGCACCACAUUGGACUCAAUGAGGAAACAGGGAGAAUGUACAGAUAGCUGCGUGGGGACUUGGGAGUGAGAUGGCUUUCAGGCGGGCAGCUGUGGCCCUAGUGCAUGCCCACGUGCCACUCUGGACAUGGUGGGCAAGUAAGGGCACCGCUUCCAGUCCAGAGGGCCUCAACCUUGAGAGUUAGGGAACUUUAAAAAAUGUUGAUGUCUGAGUUUUGUUUUCCUGGAUUCUGACUCCCCGGGUUUGGGGGGAUAGCCUGGGCACUGCGGUUUUGGGCAGCUCUGGUAAUUUUUCCUAUAGUUGAGACUGAGAACCUUGGCUCUAGAACAUUUAGGGCUGGGUAGUCCUUUGUUGUGGGUGUUAGCAGCAUCCCUGGCCCUACCCAGUGCCAGCAGCACUCCCCAGCCACCUCCAGACUUGCCAACUGUGUACUGUGUCUUGGAGAGCAAAACUGACCUCCAGUGGGAACCACUGUUGUAGGUCAGUGGCUUUUUGAGGGUCUGCUCCGUGGUUAAGAACUUUAGCUCUAAAGCUUCAUUGCCUGGUUCCAAUGCCAGCUAACAAAGGGCAGAGUUUUAGGAAAACACCUAAUCUUUCUGUGUUCUGUUUUGUCUUCUGUAAAAUGAGUAAUAAAGACAUUUGUAGGGUUGUUGGAUCACACGUUGGUUGAACAUUUGUAAUGGGCUUGGCAGUUUUUCCUAAGUAUGAGUUUAAAAAGAGAGCUGUCUUGCUCUUUUGACUUGCUCCCUACAUUCAGCAUGAAGUCGCACCUUUGCGUUUGAAUGUGUGCACAGGGCUCACUGAGACCCUGUGCAUUGAGACCCUCAGUUCCUGAACCAGGGCUUUGGCAUGAACACUGUUUGCUCUGUAUCUGGACAGGCUGGGACUUGGGUUGAGGUCUGGCCAGGUCUGGCCAGUGCAACAGCUCCCUCUAGAGAAUGGUUGAAGCCCAGCCCACCACCUCAGGGCCCACAGCUCCAGCUUCAAACAGACCAGCUGACAUGUCUAUUGGAACAACUUUAUUUAAGUACACUGGGCCCCACCAGGCAAUGUGGUUUGUGUGAGGCUGUGCGAGGGAUAAGCUUGGGCUAAGAGAAGGGAGGUGAGCUGGUUAAGCACACUGCAGUCCACGGGUUGCCACGUCGCUUUCACACACACCUGCUGCUGUGGCCCAUACCUGGCAGGGCCUUUUGGCCAUUGGACGGCAUGGGGGAGAAUACUGAUGGAACCUGGGAUGGGGGUAGGUCUUGGUGUCACAGGUGAGAGUGCCAGUGAAGAUGUGCUAGCCCCAGCCUUGCACCAUCUGGGCAGAAGGGCCUUUGGAUCGCUGCUGCACAACCUAGUCCAGGGGAGGCACCUAGACCAGAGAUCAGCCCGGGUCUUGGCAUUCAGCUCUGGGUACAAUGGCCUGGUCUCCUCCCUCUGUAAGCAAGUCCAAAGUCAAGAAUGGCAUAGAAUCAUCCUAGAGGGGGCCUUUCGUUGUUACAACAACUGCACACCCGCCACCUCCAUCAGCCGGAGUGGGAAAAGGCAACUUGGUCAAUUGCAGCUCUUUCUCUAGUCCUAAAGGGGCUGGAAUCCCCAACACUCGUCUUUUGCUAGGAGCUUCUGCCAAUAAGUGAUUCUACCUUCUACUUCAGAAAAUCCAACCAAUGACCAGCCUGCUGAUUCCAGGGCAGGAAGCAAAUGGAAGAGGGAAGAGGAAAGUGGAGUGACUGAUGCAGCCUAGACCCCAGAUGGUCCUGAGACCUGUGGAUACUGUCAGCUUGCCAUCAGCAGGGAGUGGCAGGGCCCUGGGUGCUACGCUAAGCUUAGGUGCUGUAAACAUUAGUGUGAACAGGGCGACUGUAGCAGGAGGCAGUGAGCUCCCUGUCUCAGUCCCCAAACUGAACAAACACUUCAAUAAAUAAAACUGAAGAUGGCCUUGCCCAAGGAUAAAGGAAAAGUAACAGGGCCUGGAGUCAAGAGGCUCCUUAAGCCUGGAUGGGGACUGGGGCAUAAACUUUGGUGUCCAUCUGAAGUGGCACUACGCCUGCCCUCCUCAAAUGCCCAUUGUGGUCCUGGUCCCCAGGGGAGGUUGAAGGCAGCCUGCCUUCUGACCCGAAUCAGUAAUAGCUCCUGGAGUGCUUGUCCAUCUUCCCAAAUCAAAACUGCAACAUAACUAGACAGAACUCAACCCCGGCUCCAAGUCUCAGCCAUGAUCAAGAGGCAUCAAGAGCAGAAUGAGUAAGGGGAGAUUGCAGCUGCCUUGGGCCUCGGCACCUUGCGGGUGGGGGUGAGCGUGGGGCAGCCCCACCUGGGAUGGGCAGCAGCAAGAUCUCCUGGGGUUAGGUUUACCU